This is a messenger RNA of Pipistrellus nathusii (Nathusius's pipistrelle), 3009 nucleotides long. Lineage: Eukaryota; Metazoa; Chordata; Mammalia; Chiroptera; Vespertilionidae. The record is from the annotation of a GenBank genome assembly.
AUGGGCUCCAGGAUCAAGCAAAAUCCAGAGACCACAUUUGAAGUGUAUGUUGAAGUGGCCUAUCCUAGGUCAGGUGGCACUCUUUCAGAUCCUGAGGUGCAGAGGCAAUUCCCAGAGGACUACAGUGACCAGGAAGUUCUACAGACUUUGACCAAGUUUUGUUUCCCCUUCUAUGUGGACAGCCUCACAGUUAGCCAAGUUGGCCAGAACUUCACGUUCGUGCUCACUGACAUUGACAGCAAACAGAGAUUCGGAUUCUGCCGCUUAUCUUCAGGAGCUAAGAGCUGCUUCUGUAUCUUAAGCUAUCUCCCGUGGUUCGAAGUAUUUUAUAAACUACUUAACAUCUUGGCAGAUUAUACAACAAAAGGACAGGAGAGUCAGUGGAAUGAGCUUCUGGAAACUCUGCACAAACUUCCCAUCCCUGACCCAGGAAUGUCUGUUCAUCUCAGUGUGCAUUCUUAUUUUAAUGUGCCUGAUACCAGAGAACUUCCCAGCAUACCUGAGAAUAGAAAUCUGACAGAAUAUUUUGUGGCUGUGGAUGUAAACAACAUGUUACAUCUGUACGCCAGUAUGCUCUACGAACGCCGGAUACUCAUCAUUUGCAGCAAACUCAGCACUUUGACGGCCUGCAUCCACGGGUCUGCCGCCAUGCUCUACCCCAUGUUCUGGCAGCAUGUGUACAUCCCCGUCCUGCCACCACACCUGCUGGAUUACUGCUGUGCUCCCAUGCCCUACCUCAUAGGAAUCCAUUUAAGUUUAAUGGAGAAAGUUCAAAACAUGGCCCUGGAUGAUGUCGUGAUCCUAAAUGUGGACACCAACACCCUGGAAACCCCCUUCGACGACCUGCAGAGCCUCCCGAAUGACGUGAUCUCUUCACUGAAGAGCCGGCUAAAGAAGGUCUCCACCACCACUGGCGACGGUGUGGCCAGAGCCUUCCUCAAGGCCCAGGCUGCUUUCUUCGGCAGCUACCGGAACGCUCUGAAAAUUGAGCCAGGCGAGCCAAUCACCUUCUGUGAGGAGGACUUCGUGUCCCACUAUCGCUCUGGAGCCAUGAGGCAGUUCCUGCAGAAUGCCACCCAGCUGCAGCUCUUCAAGCAGUUUAUCGAUGGUAGAUUAGACCUUCUCAAUUCCGGCGAAGGUUUCAGUGAUGUUUUUGAAGAGGAGAUCAACAUGGGCGAAUAUGCUGGCAGCGACAGACUGUACCACCAGUGGCUCUCCACGGUCAGGAAAGGAAGUGGAGCAAUUCUGAAUACUGUGAAAACGAAAGCAAACCCAGCCAUGAAGACUGUCUAUAAGUUUGCAAAAGAUCAUGCAAAAAUGGGAAUAAAAGAGGUGAAAAACCGCUUGAAGCAAAAGGACAUCACCGAGAAUGGCUGUGCCCCCACUUUGGAAGAGCAGCUACCAAAGACUGUGCCAUCCCCACUCGGGGAGGCCAAGGACCCCAAGCUCCGAGAAGACCGAAGGCCGAUCACAGUCCACUUCGGACAGGUGCGCCCUCAGCGUCCACAUGUCGUCAGGAGACCGAAGAGCAACAUCGCAGUGGAAGGCCGGAGGCCGUCCGUCCCGAGCCAGGAGCAGCCACAGCCCUAUCGGACCCUCAAGGAGUCGGACAGCGCAGAAGGCGAGGCAGAGAGUCCCGAGCAGCGAGCGAGGGAGCCCGUGGGCCCCGCCCCAGCUCCACCGGACCGGGCGGCCAGCGUGGACCUCCUGGAAGACAUCUUCAGCAGCCUGGACAUGGAGGUGCCUCUGCAGCCCCUGGGCCAGGCCAAGAGCUUGGAGGACCUUCGAACUCCCAAAGACCUGAGGGAGCAGUCGGGCACCUUUGACUAUCAGAGGCUGGACCUGGGCAGGGGUAACAGGAGCCGUGGGAUGCCGCUGGCCUUGAGGCUCGCUCACCCCUACAACAAGCUCUGGAGCCUGGGCCAGGACGACAUGGCCAUCUGCAGCAAGCCCCAGGCCCCCUCCCCCGAGGAGCCCUCGGCCCUGCUCAGCAACGCCCCGGCCCUGCUGCACAGACCCCAGAACCGGGACAGCAUCCUGAACCUCUGCGACAAGGAGGCAGCACCCGCCCCUGCUCCGGGCAGUAUCACCAUUCCCCGGCCACAGGGCAGGAAGACCCCGGAGCUGGGCAUCAUGCCCCCACCACCCACUGCCCGCCCAGCCAAGCUCCCGGCCGCCGGGGCCGCCCUCGGUGACUUCUCAGAGUGGCUGCAGGCCGAACCGGACAGGCGCCCGGCCCCGCUCCCCAGUGCUGCCCCCCAAGGCCCCACCAAACCGCUCCAGCCUCUCAGCCUGGCCCCGGGGGCUGCGGCCACUGGCAGCGAUGCCCUGCUGGCCCUCCUGGACCCACUUAGCACAGCCAGGGCAGACAGUACCCUUCCACCAGGCCCUACAGCCACAAAUGUAGCUACCCCCUUCACCCCCCAGUUCAGCUUCCCCCCCGCAGGGACCCCCACCCCAUUUCCACAACCAUCGCUCAACCCGUUUGUCCAAUCUGUGCCAGCGGCACUGCCCGCCGUGUCCCUGGUCUCCACGCCGGCCAGGCCUUUCGGGGCCCCUCCUGCUUCCCUGGGCCCAACUUUUGCCCCCAGCCUCCUGCUGUCCAGCUCUGGCUUCUGCCCCCCACAUAGAUCUCAGCCCAGCCUGUCUGCCCUCUCCAUGCCCAAUCUCUUUGGCCAGAUGCCCAUGGGUGCCCACACCAGCCCCUUGCAACCACUGGGCCCCCCAACAGCUGCCCCUUCAAGGAUCCGAACGUUGCCCUUGGUCCGUUCAAGUGCCAGGGCUGCUGAGGCCAAGCAGGGGCUGGCCCUGAGGUCUGGAGACGCCCCCCUCGUUCCUCCAAGACCCGCCCAGGGCCUGGAGCCAGCACUGCAGCCCUCUGCUACUCCGGAGGCCAGAGACCCCUUUGAGGAUUUGCUGUGGAAAACCAAGCAGGACGUGAGCCCGGCCCCGGCCCAGGCCCCCGGCUCCGUGGAGCAGCUUAGGAAGCAGUGGGAGACCUUCGAGUGA